ACCGAUGCCCACCCCUAAUUUCGGGUGAUUUUUAGGAAAUGUUGUUUUCCUUGGAUUUUGAAGGCGACGGAUCACAAAUUCGUCUUAGGGUACUCUCUACCAAUGAUGAAGUCUACUAAUCGCCGAUUUGGGCAGAAAUUUGGUCGAACUUUUUCGGGGGGCAUUUUCGUAUUUUUUUGGCGAUAUUCGAAAAGCCGUUUUGCUUGAAUUUUGAAGGCUACGGAUCACGAAUUCGGCCUGAGGCUAUUCUUUAGGGAUGAAUAAGUCUAUUAAACACCGAUUCAGGCAGAAUAUUUCCGGGGCCAUUUUUGGCAGAUUCCAAAGGGGGUCCAUCACCGAUUUCGUGCGAUUUUUUGGAAAUGCCGUUUUCCUUGGAUUUUGAAGGCGACGGAUCUCAAAUUCGUACUUAGGGUACUCUCUACCAAUGAUGAAGUCUACUAAUCGCCGAUUUGGGCAGAAAUUUGGUCGAACUUUUUCGGGGGGGGGGGGGGGGGGGGGGGGGGGGGGCAUUUUCGUAAUUUUUUGGCGAUAUUUUCUAAAGGUCGUUUUGCUUGGAUUUUGAAGGUUACGGAUCACGAAUUCAUCCUGAAGCUAUUCUUUAGGGAUGAAUAAGUCUAUUAAACACCGAUUCGGGCGGAAUAUUUUUGGUGCCAUUUUUGGCAGAUUCCAAAGGGGGCACCAUCACCGAUUUCGGGCGAUUUUUUGGAAAUGCCGUUUUCCUUGGAUUUUGAAGGCGACGGAUUACAUAUUCGUCCUUAGGGUACUCUCUACCAAUGAUGAAGUCUACUAAUCGCCGAUUUGAGUAGAAAUUUGGUCGAACUUUUUCGUGGGGCAUUUUCGUAAUUUUUCUGCGAUAUUUUCAAAAGGCUGUUUUGCUUGGAUUUUGAAGGCUACGGAUCACGAAUUCAGCCUGAGGCAAUUCUUUAUGGAUGAAUAAGUCUAUAAAACACCGAUUCGGGCGGAAUAUUUCCAUGGCCAUUUUUGGCAGAUUCCAAAAUGGGUACCAUCACCGAUUUCAGGCGAUUUUUUGGAAAUGCCGUUUUCCUUGGAUUUUGAAGGCGACGGAUCACAGAUUCGUCCUAGGGUACUCUCUACCAAUGAUGAAGUCUACUAAUCGCCGAUUUGGGCAGAAAUUUGGUCGAACUUUUUCCGAGGCAUUUUCGUAAUUUUUCGGUGAUAUUUUCGUUCAUUUACCGGCCCAAAAAAUAGAAAGAACGACAAAAAAAACUGUGGGGCUAGAAAACAGUCGGCCCAGAAAAGUAAGAACCCAAGAGAGUGGGCCGAUAGGCCCAACUCGAUCAUUUACCGGCCCAUAAAAGGGGGGGGGGGGGGGGGGGGGGGGAUCCUAUCAUUGGUAUAGUUCGUUCGCCGCUCCUCUAAUAUAUUAUCCACACAAAGUCAGAAUCAGAGCGUCCGAACCUUGUUGUCUCUACUACUCAACUGCUUUACGGUUAACAACAUCCUUUGUAUCACAAACAAUGGCGGCAGCUCUGAAGACAACGCUGUCGCUCUUCUCAGUUCACGACCCUCUAGCUCUUCCUUCCUCCUCCCGCUCUUCAAAUAUUCAGUCCACUUCCAGGCCACUUCAUUCGCCUCCGCCAAUUAAACACUCCUCUACCGGUUUCGUUUCCAUUCGCCGGAGUGGCCCAAUCAUUCCUCUCACAGUAGCCAAUCUCCCUACAUGGCAACACCUUCGCCGGAAUCCGCUCUGUUUAGUGCAAGAAGCGGCAGUGGAGACCGAGACCGAGACUGGCACUGAAUCAGAGCAAACCCAGGCGGUGAACCAGAAGAGAAAGCUAUUCGUGCUCAAUUUGCCCUGGUCCCUAUCUGUUGUGGACAUAAAAGAGCUCUUCGGCCAGUGCGGGACUGUAGCGGAUGUCGAGAUUAUAAAGCGAGCCAAUGGAAAGAGCAAAGGUUAUGUUUUUGUAACAAUGGCUUCUGGAGAGGAAGCUCAGGCUGUUGUAGAUAAAUUUCACUCUCAGGAAGUGUCUGGGAGAAUUGUGACAGUGGAAUUUGCUAAUGGACUUAAGAGGAAGCUCUCUCCAACGGAGCCCCUUACUACUAAAGAGACAUCUCACAAGCUUUAUGUGUCAAACCUGGCCUGGAAAGUCAGAGGCAGCCAUCUCAGAGAACUUUUCUCACCUGAGUUUAAUCCGGUUUCAAGUCGAGUUGUUUUUCAAAGUAAUCCAGGAGGAAAAUCAGCUGGAUAUGGGUUUGUCUCGUUUGCUUCAAGGGAAGAGGCAGAGGAUGCAAUCUCAGCUAUGGAUGGCAAGGAGCUCAUGGGUCGCGCUAUUCGACUGAAAUUCAGCAAUCCCAAAACAGCUGAUGAGUCAGGAAGCGAAAAGCAAGAGACGGAGAGCUUGGAGGAGCAACCAGAGACGGAGAGCUUGGAGGAGCAACCGGAGACGGAGAACUUGAAGGAGCAACCUGCAGAUAUAGUAUGAAUAUGGUUGCCCAUUUUAAUCUUUGGCAGCAAGACAGAAUUUUGAUGCAGUGGCCAUGUGUGGAAAGGAUUCAAGGCUUUUCUGUACACCCUUGCUCCCAUUUUCUCUUUUACAUGGUGAGUUGUCCAAGCUAACACCUACAGUUCCACUCUUCUUUUCAUCCUGCUGUUGAUAAACUUGACCACAUAAGAAGAAUGUACUUACUGCAUGAGUGGUGUAGAUGUCAUGUGCUUGUCGUAAACCUUCCACUGGUUUUCUCAUGAUGUUCAUUUUUCUUUUCAUAACCAUGUAGGAACACAUUCGUCUGAGUUGAUAGAUUCUGCACGACGAAAUGGCAUUUUUACGAUCGUGCAUUGCUGAAUGCCUUCACCUAAAUGUUUUAUAUAUAUAAGGGGCAUUCACCUAAAUGUAUUAUAGUAUCGAUUUAGGCGUGUAUACUGUAGCUUGCAGUAAGGGGGACUUGCUUCUUCUGCUGUUGCAUCCUUUUGUUUGAAUAUUACAUUCUCUAUGAGUUGUUCCCGGCAAAGAAACGACCAUUGAAGCUGUAUAAUUCCUCUGAGUACAGCAAUGAAGAGAAAGGCAACCAACAAGUCUAGAAUAUUAAUGGAUAGAUGGUUCAAAUUGCAGGCUGUAGACUGUAGUAUUGGAAUGGUUAAAGACCAGAGAAUGUGGAAAUAAGGUGAAGGGGAUAGCUUAUGGUUUUUUCUGGACGGACACAGAAAAAAAGAGAGGAUGUUGCUUAUUACUGUGAUCACACAUGCAAAUGAACAGUUCAAACUUCAAACUGCAGAGGUUGUGCAUGUGACUGCAACUAAUUCAAAACGAUGCCAUACCAUGCUUCUUCAGGCAGAUUGGAAAACAGCUUGCAGCUCGGAGGUAGUGUGUUCGGUCCCUUAAGCCCGCCGCAAUACUGCAGAAGAGCCAAAGCACAAGAAGCCAUGAGAUAUGAGAGUUAUGAUUAACAACCAGACUUGAGUUUUGCGUCUCUUGGCGUAAGGCAAAUGCAAAGUUAGUACCCACAUCAGAAAGGUAUCUUAGCAUAAGCAGGUUAGUAUUAAACCUUUCACUAAUGACCUAACGAACUUUAGAACACAAGCAUUACUCAAUCACUUCAGUGCUGCAAUAUCACUUCCGCGUGGAUUACAAGUGUGUGGAGGAUAGGUUUCAAUUUUCAUACCGAUUCAACUCAUCCCAACUGGCCGUCAACAGGGCCGUAGUAAUCUUUCACAAACAUGGAACCGUAAGGCAGUGCAGAAAAUUCAGUCUCUAACUUACUGAUUUUGACUACAUCGUUCUAACUGCUUGCGACAAAGAAUUUUUUUUUUUUAGUCAUUUGUACCAAGAGGCCAUUGCAUUGCUUACUGCUUGCGAGAAAGAAAAAUGUGAACAUAUUCCUAUCUUUUUUGAGAAUAGAACAACCUAAAAACACAAACAAAUGUUAGCUAACUAGCUAAAACAAAUAAAUUAGUCAAUAACUAACUAUAUCAAUUCAACUAGCUAAUUGUACAAGAUAUUAAUCACACUACGAGCUAAACGACAAAAGAAGAUCACGCCCUACUUCUUCAACUUCAAGCAAAUUGUAAUUCAAAAGGAAGCAUGUGGAAGCCUAGGAUUCGAUACCCACAAGCAGCACCAUUUCAAUCCUCUCAUUGACUUGGGUGAAUGGUUGGGGAGGGAUGCGAGAGGAGAAUGUAUGCUUUCUAUGUAAUGUGGAAGAAUAAGGAGACUUACCAUUUCUAAUUAACAGCCAACCAUCUU
Linum trigynum is the source of this 4202-nucleotide messenger RNA. Lineage: Eukaryota; Viridiplantae; Streptophyta; Magnoliopsida; Malpighiales; Linaceae. The record is from the annotation of a GenBank genome assembly.